UGUUUUGUGCUGCCGGCCUGCACCUCACUUACUCAGUUGUGCAUUCGUUUUUCUUCUCCAGAGAACUUAUACGGUACUCCCAAGCCCCCAGCUGAGCCAAGUCCGGCAGCCCCUCCACUGAAUGUGAGUGAGGCGCUGCUGCCCGGAGCACGGCCCAGCACCCACGGCAAGAGGAAGAGGAACCGGUCAGUCAGAAACAUGGAGCAGCAAGCCAGCCUGGAGCCACCCGAGGAAGAGGAGGAGGAAAGCAGCCCCACCGUGGUCAAUGGGAAUGGGGUGGCCAUCACGCCAGGUGAGGGGGCAUGCAGGGUUGGUGUUUGUAUGGGGGAGGGGGAAAGGGAAAGGGGGCGAGUUGCAUGUGACUGUGAGUGAGUGUGAUUGUGUGUGUGUGACCCUGCGGAGGAUCACUCUCUGGGAUCACUGUCUGUAUGGAAUGAUGUCUCUUGCUCUUACAAAUUGUAUAACUGUGUUCUGUCCAAAAACCACACAUAGAUACUAGUCCUAUUCUUAAUUUCACAAAAUACACAAACAUACAUACACACUAGGGUUUAAUAGUAGCAAAGCCUAAUAUAGUGUAUAAGAGGUCAUACAAUAACUUUUGUAGAGAUUCCUAUGUUGUUGAUGUAAAGAAUAUUUGUUGGUCCGUGGUGUGUAAUGAGGAGCAAACAGACGUUGUGCUUGACACUUUAUGAAAUUGCUCAUCCCAGUUACUAAUAAGCAUGCACCAAUAAAAGAAUGACUGUAAAAACGGUUAAAUCACUGUGGAUUGAUGAGGAAUUAAAAAAUUGUAUGGUUGAGAGGGAUGAGGCAAAAGGAAUGGCAAAUAAGUCUGGGUGCACAACCGUUGGCAAACGUAUUGCAUAUUGAGAAAUCACAUGAUUAAACUGAAUAAAAAGAAGAAGAAACUACACUAUGAAACAAAGAUUAAUGACAUAAAGAAUGAUAGUAAAAAGCUUUGGAGCACCUUCAAUGAAAUGUUGGGCAAAAAGGCAAACUCAGCUCCAUCAUUAAUUGAAUCAGAUGGCUCAUUCAUUACAAAACCGUCUGAUAUUGCCAAUUAAUGUAAUGAUUUUGUUCAUUGGUAAGAUUAGCAAACUUAGGGAUGACAUACCAGCAACAAAUGCUGACACUACACAUCCAAGUAUUUCUGACCAAAUGAUGAAAGACAAGAAUUGUAAAUUCCGUAAAGUGAGCGUGGAAGAGGUGACAUUUUUGUUGUUGUCUAUCAACAAUGACAAGCCACCAGGGUCUGAAAACUUGGAUGGAAAAUUACUGAGGAUAAUAGCGGACAAUAUUGCCACUCCUAUUUACCAUAUCCUCAAUUUAAGCCUACUAGAAAGUGUGUGCACUCAGGCCUGGAGGGAAGCAAAAGUCAUUCCGCUACCUAAGAAUAGUAAAGCCCCCUUUACUGGCUCAAAUAGCCGACUAAUCAGCCUGUUACCAAUUCUUAGUAAAGUUUUGGAAAAAUGGUGUUUGACCAGAUACAAUGCUAUUUUACAGUAAACAAAUUGACAACAGACUUUCAGAACGCUUGUAGGGAAGGACAUUCAACAAGCACAGCACUUACACAAAUGACUGAUGAUUGGCUGAGAGAAAUUGAGCUGUUUUGUUAGACUUCACCGCGGCUUUUGACAUUUUCGAUCAUAGUCUGCUGCUGGAGAAAUGCAUGUGUUAUGGCUUUACACCCCCUGCUAUAUUGUGGAUAAAGAGUUACCUGUCUAACAGAACACAGAGGGUGUUAUUUAAUGGAAGCCUCUCCAACAUAAUCCAGGUAGAAUCACGCAUUCCCCAAGGCAGCUGUCUAGGCCCCUUACUUAAAUACAUUUUUGCUAAUGACAUGCCACUGGCUUUGAGUAAAGCCAGUCUGUCCAUGUAUGCGGAUGACUCAACACUAUACACGUCAGCUACAACAGCAACUAAAAUGACUGCAACACUUAACAAAGAGCUGCAGUUAGUUUCAGAAUGGGUGGCAAGGAAUAAGUUACUCCUAAAUAUUUCACAAACUAAAAGCAUUGUAUUUGGGACAAAUCCUUCACUAAACCCUACACCUCAACUAAAUCUUAAAUAAUGUGGAAAUUGAGCAAGUUGAGGUGACUAAACUGCUUGGAUCAACCCUGGAUUGUAAACUGUCAUGGUCAAAACAUAUUGAUACAACAGUAGCUAAGAUCGGGAAAAGCGCUGCUCUACCUUCUUAACAACACUAUCAACAAGGCAGGUCCUACAGGCUCUAGUCCUACCUGGACUACUGUUCAGUCGUGUGGUCAGGUGCCAAAAAAAGGGACUUAGGAAAAUUGCAAUUGGCUCAGAACAGGGCAGCAUGGCUGGCCCUUGGAUGUACACAGAGAGCAAACAUUAAUAAUACGGAUAUCAGUCUCUCCUGGCUCAAAGUAGAGUGAUUGACCUCAUCACUACUUGUAUUUGUGUGAGGUAUUGACAUGUUGAAAGCACCAGCUGUCUAUUUAAACGACUAGCACACAGCUCAGACACCCAUGCAUACCCCACAAGACAAGCCACCAGGGGUCUCUUCACAGUCCCCAAGUCCAGAACAGACUAUGGGAGGCGCACAGUACUACAUAGAGCCAUGACUACAUGGAACUCUAUUCCACAUCAAGUAACUGAUGCAAGCAGUAGAAUCAGAUUUAAAAAAAAAUAUUGAAAUACACCUUAUGGAACAGCGGGGACUGUGAAGCAACACAAACAUAGGCACAGACACAUUCAUACAGACACGAUAACAUAUGCACUAUACACACACAUACACAUGGAUUUUGUGUUGUAGAUAUGUGGUAGUGGAAUAUGGGCCUGAGGGCACACCCUUAGUGUGCUGUGAAUUCUGUAAUUAAUGUAUAUUAUUGUUUUCAAAAUUGUAUAACUGCCUUAAUUUUGCUGGACCCCAGGAAGAGUAGCUGCUGCCAAGGCAGCAGCUAAUUGGGAUCCAUAAUAAAUACAAAUACAAAGCGUCCUAGAACGACGCAGUUUUACCUCAAGCCGACGCAUCACUGGAUGAAAUUAGCAGAAAUUACUGUGAGCGACGGUUCUCCUACCAUGGCAUUGCAAACAGCAUUGUGCUACACACGAUUUCUACCGUAUCUGCCAGUCUGUACCACAGCAGUACAAUUUCGUCUUGAGCUCUUCCUUUCUGCUCUUCCUUCAUGAUUCUGUCCAAUGGUUUUAUAUGCUUUAGAACGACACUUCCGGUUUUGGCGGGAAAUACCGGGUUACCCAGGAGAAAAGUGAUUUAUUCUCAGGAUGGAACAUUUGUAAAAUACCAGGAAAAUGUUAAACCCUAAUACACACACACAAUCUCUCUCACACACACACUCACAUGUUUACAAACAUGUUUGCAAACACACACAUGCGCUUGUACACACACAAGCAUGUACAUACACACACACACUCACACAAACGCACACAAACACAAACGCGCACACACACGCAGGUGAGUCUCAGCCGAGCCAACACAGGGCCUAGGUCCCUCAGGAGAGAGAGAUGGAAAGAGAGGGAGAAAUAGAAAGAGGGCAUAGCUGCAGCACCUCUGAUAAAUCACAAUAAAAUAUACUGUAUAUAUACAGUUGAAGUCAGAAGUUUACAUACACCUUAGCCAAAUCCAUUUAAAAUCAGUUUUUCACAAUUCCUGACAUUUAAUCCUAGUAACAAUUCCCUGUCUUAGGUCAGUUAGGAUCACAACUUUAUUUUAAUAAUGUGAAAUGUCCGAAUAAUUGUAGAGAUUAUUAUUUCAGCUUUUAUUUAUUUCAUCACAUUCCCAGUGGGUCAGAAGUGUACCUACACUCAAUUAGUAUUUGGUAGCAUUGCCUUUAAAUUGUUUCACUUGGGUCAAACGUUUCGGGUAGCCAUCCACAAGCUUCCCACAAUAAGUUGGGUGAAUUUUGGCCCAUUCCUCCUGACAGAGCUGGUGUAACUGAAUCAUGUUUGUAGGCCUCCUUGCUCACACAAGCGUUUUCAGAUCUGCCCACAAAUGUUCUAUAGGAUUGAGGUCAGGGCUUUGUGUUGGCCACUCCAAUACCUUGACUUUGUUGUCCUUAAGCAAUUUUGCCACAACUUUGGAAGUAUGCUUGGGGUCAUUGUCCAUUUGGAAGACCCAUUUGCGACCAAGCUUUAACUUCCUGACUGAUGUCUUGAGAUGUUGCUUCAAUAUAUCUACAUAAUUUUCCUUCCUCAUGAUGCCAUCUAUUUUAUGAAGUGCACCAAUCCCUCCUGCUGAAAAGCACCCCACACAGCAUGAUGCUGCCACCCCCGUGCUUCACGUUUGGGAUGGUGUUCUUUGACCUGCAAGCCACCCCCUUUUUCCUCCAAACAUAACGAUGGUCAUUCUGGCCAAACAGUUCUAUUUUUGUUUCAUCAGACUAGACGACAUUUCUCCAAAAAGUAUGAUUUUUGUCCCCAUGUGCAGUUGCAAACUGUAGUCUGGCUUUUUUUAUGGCCGUUUUGGAGCAGUGGCUUCUGCCUUGCUGAGCGGCAUUUCAGGUUAUGUUGAUAUAGGACUCGUUUUACUGUUGAUAUAGAUACUUUUGUACCCGUUUCCUCCAGCAUCUUCACAAUGUCCUUUGCUGUUGUUCUGGGAUUGAUUUGCACUUUUCACACCAAAGUACGUUCAUCUCUAGGAGACAGAACGCGUCUCCUUCCUGAGCGGUAUGACGGCUGCGUGGUCUAUGGUGUUUAUACUUGCGUACAAUUGUUUGUACUGAUGAACGUGGUACCUUCAGGCGUUAGGACAUUGCUCCCAAGGAUGAACCAGACUGGUGGAGGUCUACAAUUUUUUUCUGAGGUCUUGGCUGAUUUCUUUUGAUUUUCCCAUGAUGUCAAGCAAAGAGGCACUGAGUUUGAAGGUAGGCCUUGAAAUACAUCCACAGGUACACCUCCAAUUGACUCAAAUGAUGUCAAUUAGCCUAUCAGAAGCUUCUAAAGCCAUCAUUUUCUGGAAUUGUCCAAGCUGUUUGAAGGCACAGUCAACUUAGUGUAUGUAAACUUCUGACCCACUGGAAUUGUGAUACAGUAAAUUAUAAGUGAAAUAAUCUGUCUGUAAACAAUUGUUGGAAAAAUUACUUGUGUCAUGCAAAAACGAUAGUUUGUUAACAAGACAUUUGUGGAGUGGUUUAAGAACGAGUUUUAAUGACUCAAACCUAAGUGUAUGUAAACUUCCGACUUCAAAUGUAUAUAAAAUAAGUAAAUAAAUACUUGUCAGCAACCCCAUCACAAAUCAUCUUCCCGCUGCCAUGGAAGAGGAGCAAAGAGAAUAAUGAAAAGAGAGGGGCGACAGAAAGAGAGAGAGAUGAAGAGAGACAGAUGACGACUUCAGGGGUCAAGACUGAGUGAGUCAGAGAGAGAGAGGUGGAGGAGGGGCUGAAAGAAGGGGAGCAACCGGGGAGGAAACGAGAUGGAGAUUGAGAGAGAUUAAGAUGGAGAAAUGGAUAGAGAGACAGAGAGAGUGGGAGAGAAAGGGAGAGGGAUACAUGGAGGAAGAGAGCUGUGUAAGUAUUAAUGGAGACCAGGACAGAGAGCAAUAGAGGGAGAACAUUGAGAGCGAAAGAGACGGUGAGAAGAGAAAAGAGAGUGACAGAGGGACGGAGAGGGAGAAAUAGGGCCAGAGCCAUAAUGAGAUAAAUCAAAGCGACGGUGCCCUAUAUGGUUUUGACAGUCCCCUGCACUCUUAGAAAAGGGUUAUUUGGCUGUCCUCAUAGGAGAACCCUUUGAAGAACCAUUUGGGGUUUCAUGUAGAACCCUUUCUACAGAGGGUUCCACAUUGAAACCGAAAGGGUUCUACCUGGAACCAAAAAGGGUUCUCCUGUGGGGACAGCCAAAGAACCCUUUUGGGUGUGUGUUCGUGUGUGUGUGUGUGUGCAUUGUUGUUGUUGGAACGCACAUAAAUGCUAAAAUACACACCCCGUGACACACACACACACACAGAAACAGGAGAGUGAGGUAAGAAGAUAAGAGAUCUAUGGGACAGUGGGAUCUACUAUUGAUUGGCUGUGAGUGUGAAACAGCACUUGAGGAACGACACAUACAGGGAUGUGCACAGACAUAUUUUCAGUUGAAGGCGAGGAUAUUAGACUUUUGAGACUGUAGUUUCCUCUACAGAUUUAGGAUCAGCUUCCCCUCCCCCAGCCCUAACAAACCAUUAGUGGGGUAAAUAGAAAACGGACAGGGUCUAUGGGAAAAUUCACCCUACGCCCCAUACACCCGGUCUUUAAAGCAGAGUUUUCACUCGUACUGAACAGUAUAUUGAUGAUGUUGGCUACAGUUUUCUCUAACCCCAUGUAAAUACAUGGAUGUUAGAAGGUCUUUGUUGAGCUCUAGUUGAGAACACUAAUGGAAACAUCAUAUAGUACUGCAGUGUGUGUUUAAAAGACAGGUCAUGUAUUCUGUGUGUGCAUGUAUACCCUAUCUGCUCCGUGGGACACUUCAGAGAGUGUGUUUGGACCACUAGAGCUGUGUUCUUCUUUGCUCAGCAUUAAGCAACAGGGAAGUGGUUUUCUCUAGAGCACUCUCUCCACACAAAGGGGCUGUUUCAGAGUUGAGAUCGUUCAACAAUGCUGGCGUUCCUGCCUGACUACAUUGCAGAUGCCUGCCAGAUCUCACAGCACACGGAUAGAUUUUUAACAUCAACUAAACACAUCAUAUGAUAUAGCAAUCUGAUGCCCUACUGCGCAGUCGAUGACAUGGCGCACAACCAUUGGUUGAUCCAAUGCAAUGUCUGCAAUGCAGUCAGCCAGGAACGCCACCAAUGUUAAUGGCAGACUUCUGAAGUCAGCAGAUCUGAAGUCAAAAUCAGCCCAAAGGGACUAUAGGGACUGAGGUGUAUGACAGAAGACCAUACUGUAUGAAGCGCUUUAAAACAACUGUCUCAAUUUGUUUCUCUCUAUCUUUUCUACAGAGACAAGCGAGCAUGAGGACAAGAGCACAGACGGGUCGGGGGAGCUUUCUGUGGUGGAGGCCCCCACAUUGCCCCCUCCCACCACUGAGCCCCCCACAGAGGGAGAGGAGCCCCCUGAGGGGGACUCCCCCAAAUCACCCCCCAAACUCCCCGAGGGGGAUGAGGAGGAACUGGGACCCCUACCUGACAACUGGGAGAUGGCCUACACAGAGAAAGGAGAGGUCUACUUCAUAGAGUAAGUGUGUGUUUUUGUGGGGGGGAGCCCUACAUUAUGAUGAAUGCACGCGUACACACACACACUAGCAUCAACAAAAUUGUUGAAAGAUUUUAAAAGCAAUUCUAAUAAAACAGUUUUCAAUGGAUUUUUGAAUGUUUCAAAUACAUCAGGAAUUGACUGAAUUAUAGCACAUAAAACAUUUUACUGUACAAAUAAUGAAUGGAGUUCAGGGAAUUUGGUGGGAAUUCAGGUUUUCAAAUAAUUGUGAAAUGUCACCGUUUUUUUUUCUUAGAAUGGUGGUGGCUGCAUCAACACUGUAUUCAGGACAAAACGUCAAUUUCUUUACCACAUUUUUUGCAGUAUUACUUUAGUGCCUUAUUGCAAACAGGAUGCAUGUUUUGGAAUAUUUUUAUUAUGUACAGGCUUCCUUCUUUUCACUCUGUCAUUUAUGUUAGUAUUGUGGGGUAACUACAAUGUUGUUGAUCCAUCCUCAGUUAUCUCCUAUCACAGCCAUUAAACUCUGUAACUGUUUUAAAAUCCCCACUGGCCUCAUGCUGAAAUCCAUGAGUGGUUUCCUUCCUCUCCGGCAACUUAGUUAGGAAUGGUGCCUGUAACUUUGUAGUGACUGGGUGUAUUGAUACACCAUCCAAAGUGUAAUUAAUAACUGCACCAUGCUCAAAGGGAUAUUAAAAGUACUGUAUGCUUUUUUUUUGUAUGCUACUAAUAGGUGCCCUUCUUUGCGAACCAUUGGUAAACCUCCCUGGUCUUUGUGGUUGAAUCCAUGCUUGAAAUUCACAGCUUGACUGACGGACCUUACAGAUAAUUGUAUUGGAGAUGAGGUAGUCAUUUACAACGUAUUAUGUGACUUGUUAAGCACAUUUUUACUCCUGAACUUAUAUAGGAUUGCCAUAACAAAAGGGUUGAAUACUUAUUGACCCAAGAUAUUUCAGCUUUUCAUUUGUAAUUAAUUUGUAAACAUUUCUAAAAACAUAACUCCACUUUGACAUUAUGGGGUACUGUGUGUAGAUCAGUGACACAAAAUCUCAAUUUAAUAAAUUUUAAAUUCAGGGUGUAACACAAAAGUGAAUACUUUCUGAAGGCACUGUAAGUGUCGAGAUGACGUGUUAAAUUCCUGACGAAGCUUUAGUGUUCUUAUCCAGUAGGUGUAACAGAAAGACAAUAUAUUCCAUUAAGUCCUUUUCAGCCAUUACUAGGGUGUUUGACAGGUCAUUACACACACACACAAACUGUUUCUCUCCCCCUCUCUCUGUCUUUCUAAUGAGAAGCAGAGGGACAAUUAGAGAAUGUAUGGCAGUUUUGUUCACCUUAAAUAUCUCACCCUCCUCUCUUUCACUCACACACAACCUCUGUCCUGCCCACCUCAACUCCACAUAAAACAUUGUAAAAAACACAUAUACACAGGGGAUGGGGGGGUUAAAUCUUUCUUCUUCUUUUUUUUAAAAUGAGAGGCGAAUUCCACCCUCCUUUCAUAUUUUUUGUAGGAUAUUCAGACAGUACAGAAACGGAGUGGUAUACAGGAUAAGUAGUGAAAGUAUAAAAUGUGGUCGCAGGGAAUGAACCUACGACCUUCAGGUUCUAAUGUGAUUUGUGUUAGGGGUAUUGCCACUCAACCACACAGGCACUGAUAUCUCGCUCUUCUUGCCCUCUUUAUCUUCCUUGCCUCGCUCUCUCCUCACCCUCUCUAUUUCUGUACUGUAUCUCUUUCUCAUCCUCUCUCCUUCCCUCUCCUCUCUCUUUCUCAUCUCUCUCUUGCUUUCUCUCUCUUUCUCUCUGUCUCUCUCUCUCUACUCUCCAGUCACAACACCAAAACCACAUCAUGGCUGGAUCCUCGGCUGGCCAAGAAGGCCAAACCACCUGAGGAGUGCAAAGAGGACGGUGAGUGUUUGUGUUUUUAUGUAAAUGCGCAAAUAUAUGUUGAUGCAUAAGGUUUCUCUCUUCUUCUCUUCAAAAAGUAUGUGGACACCUGCUCAUCGAACAUCUCAUUCCAUGGCCAUGGGCAUUAAUAUGGAGUUGGUCCCCUCUUUGCUGCUAUAACAGCCUCCACUCUUCUCGGAAGGCUUUCCACUAGAUGUUGGAACAUUGCUGCGGGACUUGCUUCCAUUCAGCCACAAGAACAAUAGUGAGGUCGGGCACUGAUGUGGGGCGAUUAGGCCUGGCUAGCAGUCAACGUUCCAAUUCAUCCCAAUGGUGUUCGGUGGGGUUGAGGUCAGGGCUCUGUGCAGGCCAGUCAAAUUCUUCCACACCGAUCUCGAAAAACCAUUUCUGUAUGGACCUCGCUUUGUGCACGGGGGCAUUGUCAUGCUGAAACAGGAAAGGGUCUUCCCCAAACUCUUACCAUAAAGCUGGAAGCACAGAAUCGUCUAGAAUGUAUACUGUAGCGUUAAGAUUUCCCUUCACUGGAACUAAGGGGCCUAGCCCGAACCAUAUUACACAUUCUCAAUUUUACUUUUUGUGUGCGUAUAUGUUUGUAUGUGAGUGUGUACGCUUGUAGAAUAGACUGAGACCAUUAUUCUUCCUCCACCAAACUUUACAGUUGGCGCUAUGCAAUCGGGCAGGUAGCGUUCUCUUGGCAACCGCCAAACCCAGACUUGUCCGUCGGACUGCCAGAUGGUGAACGGGGAUUCAUCACUCAAGAGAAUGCGUUUCCACUGCUCCAGAAAUGUUGGCGAGCUUUACACCACUCCAGCCGACGCUUGAGAUUGGGCAUGGUGAUCUUAGGCUUGUGUGCGGCUUUUCGGCAAUGGAAACUCAUUUCAUGAAGCUCCCGACGAACAGUUAUUUUGCCGACGUUGCUUCCAGAGGCAGUUUGGAACUCGGUAGUGAGUGUUCUAACCGAGGACAGAUGAUUUGUAUGCGCUACGCGCUUCAGCACUCGGCGGUCCCAUUCUGUGAGCUUGUGUGGCCUACCAGUUCGCAGCUGUGCCGUUGUUGCUUCUAGACAUUUCCACUUCACAAUAACAGCACUUACAGUUGACCGGGGCAGCUCUAGCAGGGCAGAAAUGUAAAGAACUGACUUGUUGGAAAGGUAGCAUCCUAUGACGGUGCCACGUUGAAAGUCACUGAGCUCUUCAGGAAGGCCAUUCUACUGCCAAUGUUUUGUCUAUGGAGAUUGCAUGGCUGUGUGCUAGAUUUUAUAUACCUGUCAGCAACGGGUGUGGCUGAAAUAGCCGAAUCCACUGAUUUGAAGGGGUGUCCACAUAGUUUUGUAUAUAUGGUGUAUCUAUUUAUUGCCAUACACUGAGUGUACAAAACAUUAGGAACACAAUUAGGAACACCAAUGUAUGUAGCUCUGUCCUUUAGCUGUUCUUGUUUAUUAAUGUUCUGUAUUAUGUCAUGUUUUAUGUUUUGUGUGGACCCCAGGGAGAGUAGCUGCUGCUUUCACAACAGCUAAUGGGGAUCCUAAUAAAAUACCAAAUACUCAUAUUGAGUUCCAUCCCCUUUUACCCUCAGUACAUCCUCAAUUAGUUGGGGCAUGCUGGCCCAUCCAGAGAUGCUGGCCCAUCUUGACUCCAAUGUUUCCCACAGUUAUGUCAAGUUCACUGGAUAUCCUUUGGGUGGUGGACACACUCAAACCAUUGCGCCUGGCACCUACCACCAUACCCUGCUCAAAGGCACUUAAAUAUUUUGUCUUGUCGAUUCAGUCUCUGAAUGGCACACAUACACAAUCCAUGUCUCAAUUGUCUGAAGGCUUAAAAAUCCUUUAACCUGUCUCCUCCCCGUAAUCUACUGAUUUAAAGUGACAUCAAUAAGGGAUCAUAGCUUUCACCAGGAUUCACCUGGUCAGUGUAUGUCAUGGAAAGAGCAGGUGUUCCUAAUGUUUAGUAAAUACAAAUAUUUAUAGCUUUCAGCAAUGGCCGAGAUUUCCGUUUACAAGGGUGGAGACUUCGCAAAUCUUACCAAAUUAUGCAAGAUUUUAGUUCUGGGUUAACCGUGAUUUCUCCUCCUCUCCUCUCCUCUCCUCUCCUCUCCUCUCCUCUCCUCUCCUCUCCUCUCCUCUCCUCUCCUCUCCUCUCCUCUCCUCUCCUCUCCUCUCCUCUCCUCUCCUCUCCUCUCCUCUCCUCUUCUCUCUCUCUGUCCAGCAAAGGACCUGUGUGUGACGGGAAUUCUAAUAGCUCUGGUCUGUUAGCAAACACUCUGUUAGCACAGAUCCUCCCUCCCCCUAUCUCUCUUUCCCUCUCUCUUGCUUGCUCUUUUUCUCACUUGAUCUCUUUCUCUCUCUGUCCUCCUUUCUCCCUCUUUUUUAAAUCUAUUUUUAUUCCCUCUCUCACUCCUGUCUGGGGAAUUCUCUUGAUACCUAAAAAAAAAACGGGAUAGUUAAUAAUCAUAUGGCAUAAAAACAGGGAAUUGCUGCCAUAUUGCCUCCACAUCUUCACUAAGUAUAUGUCCUUCUAAUUAAGGAAAUUAAGGAAAGGAGAAUAGGACAGGAUAUAGUAAGGGGAAGGUUUUAUGACAUAGGAAAGGAAUGGAUGGGAAUAGGACAUAGGAAAGGAAGCGAAUGAAAUAGGAUAUAGAAAAGGAAGGAAGGACAUAGGAAAGGAAGCGAAUGGAAUGUGACGUAGGAAAGGAAGGGAUAUUAAAUAGGAAGGGUAUGCAAACAGGAAAUCAAGGAAAGGGAAUAGGACUUAGGAAGGGAAGGGAAGAGGACAUAGGCCUAGAAAAGGAAGGGAAGGGAUAUGAUAUAGAAUAUGAAGGGAAGAGACUAGGACAUUGGAAAGGAAGGUGAGAGUUUAAGGACAUAGGAUAGGAAAGGAAGGGAAGGAAAUAAGAUGGAAGGGAUUACGAUGUAGAAAAGAAGGGGAGGGUUCUAGGACGUAGGAAAGGAAAGGCAGGGGGAUAGAACAUAGGAAAGGAAUGGGGGGAUUUAGGAAAGGGUGGGUUUUAGGAUAUAGGAACGGAAGGGAGGACGUAGGAAAGGAAAGGAUAUUAAGGAAGGAAAUAGGACAUAAGAAAGGAGGGAAAUCUGACAUCUGAAGGGAAGGGAAUAGGACAUAAGAACGGAAAAGAAGGGAAUAUGGCACAGGGAAGGGUUUAGGAUAUAGGUAGGGAAGAGUUCAAUGACAUAUGAAGGGAAGCCUCUUUUUGGUAUUGGUACAUAGCCCCGAUGUUGUUUGUUGUUGUUUGCUGCCAGUCUGAUUGAAGGAUUCUGGGAUUUCCUGGAGCCUCUCACCUACCAACAGGGAGGCAGAAACUAA
Molecule: messenger RNA, 12322 nt
Organism: Coregonus sp. 'balchen'
Lineage: Eukaryota; Metazoa; Chordata; Actinopteri; Salmoniformes; Salmonidae
Source: the annotation of a GenBank genome assembly